Messenger RNA from Cladophialophora carrionii CBS 160.54, 4086 nucleotides. RefSeq lists its product as uncharacterized. The record is from RefSeq and is a predicted model, not a curated record. Gene Ontology annotation, molecular function: methyltransferase activity. The transcript is spliced from 8 exons. The coding region runs from base 1 to 4086 and encodes 1361 amino acids. NCBI's taxonomy places the organism in Eukaryota, Fungi, Ascomycota, Eurotiomycetes, Chaetothyriales, Herpotrichiellaceae. Gene Ontology annotation, cellular component: nucleus.
AUGUCCGCCCGCGACGGGAACGAUAUCCAGUCCUCCGACGUUGAUUACGAAACUGAUGAUCAGAACCACGACUUCAAAAAGCGCAAGACCGUUCCGCUAGCGUUCACCAAGGCGUACGCCCGUGACUGGACCGAGAAAGACGCUUUUAGAGAGUUCUAUCAAAACUGGCGAGAUGGCAUUAUCGAGUCUUUCAAUCUACGACUGGACCAAGUCCGGCCGAUCUUCGUCCGAAACGACCAUGAUGAGAUUCACAUCACCGCGUCAACCGCAGGCACAUCUACGCCGAGAUUACUUGGAUAUAUCAUCUUCAAGAGCCAGCAGGGAAGCCUCGAGAUGACCAAUUUCGAGGCUAAACUGGAACGCAGACAUCUUUACCUGGGAGAGUCGAACAAAGGCAGUGAUUCUCGCUCUGCAGGAGGUCACGGUGAGGGCUUCAAAGUUGGAGCACUGGUUUUGCGUCGAAGCGGCUAUUCCGUAAGAUUCGAGACAAAUUCUCUGUAUUGGAACUUCGGCUUCGCAAAAGACAGCGCCCUUCUCUGUUGCGCCCUAGCCAAACCACAACAGUCAGUGCUGGACAAAGAGGCGGAAACACACCGAAAUCAGCAAAGCACGCUAAAUCAAGGACGAGGCCUUGUUGCACGAAUCCGAGAGGACAUGACUGUCAAAAUCGGGAAAUCGACGGACGACAAGCAUGGCAUCAGACCCAAGAAAAAUGGUAUUUCCGAGGCGACUUUCCGUGCCUGGCUCACGGUGUCGCUCGAUCUGGAUCCGCCCAAUGCGGCGCAGGUAAUACACACCCCUGCUGGUGAUCUGAUUGGGGAUCCUCGGUAUCGUGGCCGGGUCUACGUCAAAGGUCUUCUUGUUAGCGAAUAUCGUGUCGACAAGUCUGGUGGGAAGGACUACCGAUUCAGUUACAAUUUCAAUAGCGGAAACGUCAACCGCGACCGGCAGAGCCUUCUGGACCCGAGAGAAGAGGCAAAAAUGUUAGCCAAGAUCUGGGAAUCAGCCAUCGCCAUGAAAGGGGUUGCGAUUGUUAAUUCUUAUAUCGAAUUGUUCAACCAAAACGAGGAGGUUCCGGACAUAGCGAUGGCAUUGAAGAUUGUUUCGCACCUUACGGCGAAGAACAUCUGCAAAUACCUCAAGAUGUUUCAUCCAGAAGCGUUCUUCUACUCGGAGCGAGAGGAAAGCGAGCAAAAUCCGACUACGGACGAAGACAUUAUCUCGCACGAGCUAGAGAAGAAGCCCUUUAAGUUACCGAAGAAGCUUUGGCAGAUCAUUCGCAAACAUGAAGACCGACAUGGCCGAAAGUUGAUGCUUACACCCCUUGAAGAAAGAAGGCGCUUGUUCCAAAUGUCACCGCGGAUUGGCCUACCCACUGAUAUGUUUGGCCUCAACGUAGUCCGGGCUUUGAAAGGAUCAUUUUCGCUCGAUGUCAAGUUGGUCGAUUUGCACUUCGAGUUUGUCGAUGGUGCCCAAACAAGCAUUGAUCUCCUCUACGACCAGAACCUCGAAGUCCUCCACAUUCAUGGGAAGUGGCUGAACUUCACGCAUAUGCACCGAGGGUCUAGCUGCGAGUUCUUCAGAGCCAUUGGACAGCGACCAACCGAUAGUGAUCGCGGCUUUGUCUGUGACCACGUCGUCCAAGAUUUGCUCGAAACAGCCUUUGAUGAACUCCGCAUGCCUUUUGGCUUAACCCAGGAAAGUGCCUCUUGCCUUCGACGAAACGCAGUCGAAUACCUACGACAAAUGCCCAGGGCAGUCACACUCGAAGCCCCGGAAGCCGCUAAGACGCUAAAGGUGAGCUGGAUAGGAAAUGAGAGCGCGAUCUUGGUCCGGCAAUUCGGUGCAAAUAUCCAUUACUCGGUCACUCUUCACAAGGCAAGCUCAUGCGAGAGAGAGAUGGGAGUCGUUCUGAACACAAGCACUCCAGAGACGGAUAUCUCAGACACACCAACCGAGGCGGACCAUGCCCACAAGGCCUGUGGCUGUCCCACGCAAAUUAUCGCACGGGCGGAUUCUAAGGCUGUUUUCACAGAACUUGAUUACACGGAGGCUUAUUUCCCGAUGGUAUCGAGGGCAGAAGGACCAUCCUUUUUUGGGCUGCCCCCUUCGGCACUGAAGCCUAGAGAAUCCAUAAAUGCCACGGCGCAAGCAUCUGAUGGGCAACAUGACACGGCGAUGGCCCCAACGCAGCGAAAAAAGACACAUUCACUCCAUUCUAGUGCCUCCGACAACCUAACAGACACUCCUUGUGGCUAUUACGACGACUUGCCAGAAGGUCCUCGGGGUGACUUCGACGACUCUCGAGCAGCCACAUCUGGUGCCCCUGGGGACACAAUAGAGCCGGCUGCAGUCCCUCUCCGUGACUUCCACAACACAAUUGCGCAAGAAGAUGAGAAUACAUGGGCCGAAUGGCACGACCAGCACCUCCCACAAGCUUUCUCUGGGCUCCUUCCGCCACGAAAAGGCAGUAUUCAGGUCCGCAGAGCUCCUCUACGAGCACCCUUGCACGACCGGGAUCUCAACCAUACCUUCGAAAGACGUCAGUAUGCGUGGGUUCAGCUAAGUGGAGAAUCAGGAGAACAGCUCAUUUACAUCCACGAUAUCUUCCAGCAGGAGAACCAAUCCGAAGUCGACUAUUAUUUGCUCGCCACACUAUAUUCAUCCUUCAGGUCGAUCUUUCCGUCUGGCAACGUAGCGACUAAUGGACGUGGAGCAGAGCGUGGAAAUGAACUGAUUCUGCACUUCAGUGACUUCGACAAGAUGAGAACGCCUGAAGACGCGGCCCUGAUCUUGCUUGCCGACAUCUCUGCAGCACGAUAUCUUGACGAUGGUAGGACCGCAGUCUCUCAUGUGUUCCAACACCUUCCAGCCGACCAUGGGGACCUCUAUUGCCGUUUUGCCAUCCGAGAUUCCACUGCUGAAAAUACCGCAUCCCUUACGCCUCUGGCUGCGCAUUUGUUAGAAACUCAAGAGGAGCUGUGGAGCAGGCCCAAGUUUUGCAGCCCGUCGACACCUCUGGCAUUCGACCUGAGCCCAGAGGUCCUUGGGGUUUCCGAAGGGUUUUCUCAGGCAGGCUUCGUUAUCCAAGCAGCGUUCGGCAUUGACGAAACCCAGCCCAGCACAUGGAAGGACCGACACAACUCCGCUCAAACAUUUGAUGGAGCCAUCCUAGAUACUUUUGAUGACCUCAACACAAGGAAGCUUUUGCCUAUACAACUCCCGGAUCCGGUGCCCCCUCGGAUUGUGCUUCUUGCUGGCAAACACACAUAUUUCAGGAUCAACAAGCUGAACAAGCAGAUGCCACGGUUGGACCAAUUUCUGCACGAUCUCGAAGUUAUCGACACGGCAGCUGCGAAAGAAGGUCCUAACUUUCUCGUCAUGUUUAUGUCUCCCGCCCUCCUCCAUUCGUCUGCAUUCUCGAGGUUUUCCGAAACCAUUCUCAGACUCAUGAAGUUGAGGUACUCCGUCCACAUGAAGAUUGUCCAGGUGAGACAAUGCGGCUUGCCGCAAGAACGAAGCAUAUUGGUUAUUGUGGCAUCGCCCAUUUGUGCGCCGCUACCCUGGAAGGAUGAGAGAUACACUGUGCAGUCCACGGACGUUGGUACCCUUGGCGAACUACUCGCAGACUUGAAUUUUGGGAACGAACGGAUGGCCAACAAGGAGUGCUCCGGAUUUGUGUGCUCACCUCCCCAGGAUAAUGAGAGGACAGGAAGCUCCAGCCUCGUUCACGUCUACAAUCAUUACACCGGAAUCAGUGUUGCUGAUGGCCGUGGGCAUAUCGAUGUGGAGGCAAAUACUACUUUGAGACUGGCCAAUGGCCCGAAACCGUGGAAGCACCCAGAUAGGCCUGACAGACUCACCAUUCGCGAGCUCGCUCGCGUGCAGGGCAUUCCGGACGACUUCAAAUUCUGGGGCCCGAUAGAAUCUCAAUACGAAGCUGUAUGCAAGGCAAUACCUCCCGUCAUCGCGAAGAUGGUAGCAGACACCAUCGGCCAGGCCAUCCGGAAUACCUUGCCAGUUACUGUAGACACAGCUAGAAGAAACAAGAGGCCGAGAGUGGCUAUUGCCGAAGAACGUUGCUGA